AUGAUAGUUGAGAAUGCAGUUGCAGGUACUGACAAUGGUUCAAAUGGUGCACAUUGCACUAAUGGUGGUAAUAUGUUAGUUGAGAAUGCAAUUGCAGGUACUGAGAAUGGUUUAAAUGGUGCUCAUUGCACUAAUGGUGGUAAUAUGUUAGUUGAGAAUGCAGGUACAUGUCUUGUACAAAAUAAUCUUUCUGCCCUGAGUGAGAGUGAACUGAAUGCUUUGCAAUUUGGAGGUAAUUUGGGACAAAAUCUUCCUCAGGAAUUAGAAUUUAUUGUUCAGCAGAAUUACAAUGAUCAUUCUAUGAUGACUAGAGCAAAGAAUGAUAUCACUGAUAUUGUUGAACCUAAGUCUUUUAGAGCAGCUGCAGGCAAGGCUGAAUGGGAUCAAGCCAUGCUAGAAGAAAUCGAGGCAUUACAGAAACAAGGAACUUGGACUCUUGUUCCUUGUCCUUCAAAUAGAAACAUUGUGGGGAGCAAGUGGAUUUUCAAAGUAAAGAAAAAUCCUGAUGGCAGCAUUUCUAGAUAUAAAGCAAGGUUAGUUGCUCAAGGUUUCAGUCAGUCUAAAGGUCUUGAUUAUGAUGAAACAUUCAGUCCUGUGGUUAGGCAUAAUACUGUUAGAAUGAUAUUAGCUCUUGCUGCUAUGAAUAAUUGGGAGUUAAGACAGCUAGAUGUCAAGAAUGCAUUUCUGCAUGGAGUUUUAAAGGAGGAAGUUUACAUGUCUCAACCUCAAGGGUCAGAUACUGCAGGCAUUCAUGAAGUCAUUUCUGAAUUAAGCAUGGUCUUUGACAUGAAAGAUCUUGGUUCUCUGUCAUAUUUUCUUGGCUUGGAAGUUACUAAAGUUCGGAAAGGAAUUUUACUUAGUCAGACUAAGUAUGCAAAGGAUUUGCUUGCUAAAGCUGGAAUGGAGUCUAUUAACACUUGCAGUUCUCCUUGUCUUCCACAUGCUCAGAUGACAGUAGAUCAAGGUACACCUCUUGCAGACCCUACUGUGUACCGAAGUAUUGUAGGAGCAUUACAAUACUUAACCUUCACUCGCCCUGAUAUAGCAUAUGCAGUUAAUACAGUAUGCCAGUUUAUGACUAAUCCUACAGACGUUCAUUAUGCUGCUGUAAAAAGGAUUUUGAGGUAUCUAAAAGGUACAAUUCAAAAGGGCAUAUUUUAUAGUUCUACUGGUGCUUUAUCUAAUGCUGUGACUGUCAAAGCAUUUUGUGAUGCUGAUUGGGCUGGGGAAGUAAUACAGAAACGUUCUACUACUGGCUUUAUAGUUUAUCUUGGUUUGUGUCCAGUGUCUUGGCAAUCUAAGAAACAAGGUACUGUCUCUAGGAGCUCUACAGAAUCUGAGUACAGGAGUCUUGCAAAUACUGCAGCUGAGAUUAGUUAG
Molecule: messenger RNA, 1380 nt
Organism: Fragaria vesca subsp. vesca
Lineage: Eukaryota; Viridiplantae; Streptophyta; Magnoliopsida; Rosales; Rosaceae
Exons: 4
Coding region: 1-1380 (459 amino acids)
Source: RefSeq, a predicted model, not a curated record